This is a messenger RNA of Penicillium griseofulvum, 954 nucleotides long. RefSeq names its product BTB/POZ domain-containing protein. Bases 1 to 954 code for a protein of 317 amino acids. Gene Ontology annotation, molecular function: protein binding. The transcript is spliced from 4 exons. The record is from RefSeq and is a predicted model, not a curated record. Lineage: Eukaryota; Fungi; Ascomycota; Eurotiomycetes; Eurotiales; Aspergillaceae.
AUGCUGUCCAAGAGAAACCCAGAGGCUCCAAUUCCUGGUCGGUAUCGCGCAGCAAAGGCUUCGGCCUUCACGCUCCAGUCGCGCAGGAUUCCUCGCGACAGAAUCAAAGACCGAGCUCCCAAAGACAAAGAGCGAGACAGCUCGGGUUCGGGCUCUGGCUCGAUUGGAAGUAAGAGUCGAAGAGUCGAGCAGCGUCGGAAAUUCGACAAGCCCCCAGACGUAACAGCCCCCUCAACAAGCCCAGUAGUAAUGCUCCGCGUGGGCCCAGAAAAGCGCCUGUUCGCCGCACACGAAGCCAUCCUCCACGCAUCCCCCUUCUUCGCAGCGCACUGCGCAGCCCAAACACCAAAUCCGAAUGCGCCACGGCCAAGACUCUCCCUCCAACCACCAAGCAAGCGCAUCGAUCUCCCAGAUGAACAACCCGAAGUCCUCUCCUGCGUCCUCGAGUACCUCUACAAGGGCGACUACUACCCGCGUCUACGACACAAUCGCCAGACCCAGACAUGGGAGCUGGAGGACGCCGAUGCGGGCGUUGGCGCCGGCACUAGUGGGGAAUUAGGACAAGCGACGGCAACGGUGUUUCAUCAUCGUGCGCAGGGGGUGAUACUGCGGGAUACGGCUAUUUACUGUGCAGCAGAAAAAUACAACCUCCCCCAUCUACAGCGUCUCUCGCUGCGCAAGCAGGGCCUUCACACUGGGAUCCAGUGUAGCACGAUACUUGCGAGUGCGCGGUUUGCGUAUGCUAACACGCCGGACACAGAGUCGAAGCUGCGGGCGCAUUACCUUGCGCUGAUUGUGCGGUCGAGGAGUACUUUCAUGCGUAGUGGGACUAUGCAGGCGGAGAUGGAGCGUGGGGGGAAGUUUUUUUUUGAUCUUUUUGUUGCUUUGUGUAAUCAUAUGGAUGAUUAUACUGGUCAGUCGGUUGACAGUUCUGCUGUUACGACUCAUCGUUAG